Molecule: messenger RNA, 2163 nt
Organism: Peromyscus californicus insignis
Lineage: Eukaryota; Metazoa; Chordata; Mammalia; Rodentia; Cricetidae
Exons: 5
Coding region: 1-2163 (720 amino acids)
Source: RefSeq, a predicted model, not a curated record
AUGCGGAAGCUCUAUCCUCCAGGGAAGAAUGAUCUCAGUGAUGAGGACUUUAAAACAGGAUAUUCACAGAAAAUACAUGUGAAGGCUGAGAUGCUGGCAUGGAACAGCCUGGAUUAUCACGGACGCCGUAGGAGAGUAGAACUGACUAAUCAGCAGAAAAGCUAUCCCGACACCCGUGACAUCGCAGAUGCACCUCUUCCUUCCUUCCCACCUCUGCUGGGACGCCAGCAGGCCCAGCGUCGAUCGUGCAGAGCUGUCUGGCUGGGCUGGGUUCGCCCUUGCUGUCCGUCCCUGACUGUAUCCACUGGGGACCUACAGAAGAGGCCCCCGCCACCAGUCCACCGUAUUCCCCAGUCUCCCUGGGUUAAUUCCAUGGACGAGUGUCUGAACAUGGCUGAGAGCAGCCCGUCUUUAGAAGAUGAUGAGGCUUUAGCUGAUUCCCAGGAGCACCCUGGGCGCGUGGCGGUUGUCCACACGAAGCGAUAUGCAGUGGAGAAGGCUUGGGACUUACUCAUCGGAGUCUUUUCCUCAAUGUUCUUGUGUGGCCAGCACGACUCAGUGCCGACUCUGUCGGCUUCCAGGAUGCCCCGAAGCUCAAUGAUUCUGAAGGUGGUCUCUACUAAGGGCAGAGCCACGCUCCGUUUUGUUCUGGCGCAGCCCGUACUGAUUAUAUGGUCUUUCCUCACUGGCUACCUCUCGACUCAGUCUAGGAAGGAGAUACAGAUUAGUGCUCUCCAAGAGAGCAGCCAAAGCCAAAGCAAAAGAAUGCGAGCAAAGAAAAAGAAAGACCUCAUUACUUUGGGAAAAGGUGAAGGAUCUGCCAAGCAGGAGAAAGAUUCCCCAGUCACCAAGAGGCCUUCUGGUCAGGGAAAAGACUCUGAUGGCGAUGUGAGUGCCCCAUCUGCAUUUGGACGUCUGAUUGUCAACAAUGUGCUCUCUUCUUUUACACCCAGGCCGGGUCCUUUGGGUGGAGAUAUCUGUUUCAAGAACUCAGCAAAGAGCUAUAUUAAAAAAUCCCAGAUAGCCUUCAAGAGCUCAUACAAACGAAAUGCCAUUGCCAGCUCCUACAGUUCCACUCUAGCACAGUGGCCACCAGAGAGAAUUUAUGCACGUGAUACCCGAGCUGCUGCUUCAGGCGCGGCCACAGAGCUGCUGCUGCAGGUGCUACCCGAGCUGCUGCUUCAGGCGCGGCCACAGGUGCUGCUGCACGUGCACAUGCUACCGGAGGUGUUGCCCCAGAUGCUGCUGCAGGUGCUCCUAGAGCUGCUGCUGCAGAUGCUACCCGAGGUGCUGCCCCAGAUGCUGCUGCAGGUGCUCCUAGAGCUGCUGCUGCAGGUGCUACCCGAGGUGCUGCCCCAGAUGCUGCUGCAGGUGCUCCUAGAGCUGCUGCUGCAGAUGCUCCUAGAGCUGCUGCUGCAGGUGCUACCCGAGGUCCUGCCCCAGAUGCUGCUGCAGGUGCUCCUAGAGCUGAUGCUGCAGGUGCUACCCGAGGUGCUGCCCCAGAUGCUGCUGCAGGUGCUCCUAGAGCUGCUGCUGCAGGUGCUACCCGAGGUGCUGCCUCAGUUGCUGCUGCAGGUGCUACCCGAGGUGCUGCUCCUGGCGCCGUUUCAUGGGCUGCCAAAGGCGAUGCUGCACGUGCAACCCGAGGUGCUGCCUCUAGUGCUGCUACAGGUGCUGUCCCAGGUGCUGCUUCAGGUGCUGCUGCAGAUGCUGCCCCAGGUGCUGUCCCAGGUGCUGCUGCAGAUGCUGCCCCAGGUGCUGCCCCAGGUGCUGUCCCAGGUGCUGCCGCAGAUGCUGCUCCAGGUGGUGCUUCCGGUGCUGCCCCAGGCGCUGUUUCAGGGGCUGCUGCAGACGCUCUGCCGCUCCCCAGCCCAGCCUCAUCCCAGUCAAAGCGGGCUGCAAAGAAAGGCAGAGAGAAAGGCUGCUCAGCUUCAGGUGACCCUAUCCCAGGUGCUGCACCGCCACUCCCCAGCUCAACCUCGUCGCGGUCGAAGGGGGCUCCAAAGAAAGGCAGUGAGAAAGGUCCUGAAGCUUCAGGUAACCCGAAAAAAAAGGAAAAGAAAAAGAGGAAGGCCAAGAAAGCAGCUAUCACAGAUGCUCCUCAAGUCAAGCAAGGAGACCCAAGGAACGGCCUCCCUGCGCCUGAUAUCCCAAAGCCUGUGA